Messenger RNA from Salvelinus sp. IW2-2015, 4521 nucleotides. RefSeq lists its product as uncharacterized. Lineage: Eukaryota; Metazoa; Chordata; Actinopteri; Salmoniformes; Salmonidae. The record is from RefSeq and is a predicted model, not a curated record.
GGGGGUGAAUCCAAAAAUGCAUUAUUCUCUCCAGCCCACACUAGCCACCACUGGACUGUACCACAUCACCGAGGAAGGGGUUAUCAUCGCUAAGACUGACCGCCUACGACCCUUUGACAGGCACAUCCUAGAGGUGGUCGCUAUGGAUGAGGAAUCAGGUGAGGUUGCUAAAGCCUCAGUCGACAUAGAGCUGCUACAAAGAAGCCAGCCAAUUCCAUGGACACCUUUCAGAGACAUGGAUGUGAGGAUAGCUGGCGGUAUCAUGGGUGGGAUGCUGCUGCUGUUAGUGACCACCCUGUUCCUGCUGAUCCGAUGGGCCAAGAGGAGGAGGAGGAGACAGAGACAAAACCCAGCCGGRCGAGGGGCUGUCGCCCUGGGGAAACACCUCAAAGUGGUAAACUCGGGCCGGCCCAUGAUCCCCCUGGCCGAGGAGGUCUCCUACCAGAACGAAGGGUUCAGCAUAGACUAUGAGGCCUCGGGAGGUUCCGGAAGCCUCCUUGGGAGMCAUGGGGUCUACACCAGGAAACAGUCGCUGAUCCCGCCACCGCCACGCUGCCACAGCAGCCUUCCAGACUGCGGCUCCAGUACCGUAACAGGCGACAUGCUGCCUAUACUGGUGAUGCCAGAGCCCCUGGUUAAAUACCUCACUCCCUCCCUCGUCUCUAAUGGCAGGAAAGGUGACAGCACCAUCAGCACAGGGGCUGUGACAAAAGACGAGAAGGAGAGGAAUAAGCAGAGGGAUAUGGAGAAAGAGGAGGAGAUGGAAUGGGAGAAGCAGUGGGAACGCGCUGUUGGCACAAAAGAGAAGAGAAAUUCUGAGGGGGAAAGGACGGAUAAGUCGAGAGAUGUUUUGAGUGCUUCUAGUGAGACCGCAGAUGUAAGCGAGGCCUCUGAGGACCAAACAAACCCAGAAAAGCCUCAGAGCCAAAGGAUGAAAACACASCAAAUCAGAGAACCCAAAGACGGGCACAAAAGCACUUCUGAAGAGUCGUCUGAGGCAGAAAAAUCAAUAUUAGACAAUGCACUCUGAUCGGUCUUUCAGACGAUUAUGACACAGCCUCUGAGGACGACCAGGUCCCGUUACUCCAGUAUCAGGACGUCGAGCGGGGAAAUGCAGCGCAAGGGCUCAGCGAAACAAACCAGCGAUCAAGCAAACAGAUGACCAAGUAACCCACAUAUGCACCAUUCAGACUCACACUCUGGGCUUCAGACUCACACUCUGGGCUUCAGACUCACACUCUGGGCUUCAGACUCACACUCUGGGCUAUAGACUCACAUUGAAGAUACAAAAUAACUAACGAUUUAUUUAUUUAAAAAUAAAACUGACAUUAUGGAGCCAAACGAACUCUGUACAGAGACAAAAAUGUAUAUGAAUUGUUUUUUCUCUCUCCAAUUCCAUAUGAUUAUGUUGGGCCUAAAUGAGCUCAACGACUGUUCAGGUCUUGAUUGAGUAAAUGGACGUAUGUAAAUCUGAGACCAAAAACAUGUGUUUUCUGAAAAACUGUGUGGGACCAGCCUUAAUGCGAAUGAAGCCAUUCUGUAUCGCUUUAAUUUGCAGUGUUGAAGGACUAGUAUUUCAGGAAUUAAAGUCAUAAUGUAAGCGCAAUGCAAUGUAACUACAGUGUUGGGGAAGCAACUCUGAAAAUAUAGUUUACCCAAGCUAUCAAUUACUUCACACUGGAAGAAGUUAAGCUACACUAAAAAAGUUACCCCGAAGAAAAAUAUAGUUACUUAGCUAAAGUCAACUACUUAGUUAGAAAUGAUCAUAUCUAAAUCUGAAAUGUCAUAGACUACAUAUUGCAAGAACAGAUCACUCUGGAGUCAGAUGUUAAACAAUGUGUAGUGAGAAUUAGGCACACAAAAUGUGUUUCGAGUGAGAAUUAGGCAGAUCUGAUGCCAAAAAAGAAAUUCACCUAUAUUUUCUUUUCUUAUUGCAACAAAGUAGUGUGUAGUUCCAGUAGUUAGCUACAUGGCAAAAAAGGUAAUUAACUACUGAAAACACUACCAAGAUUAUAAUUUUGUUCAACUACCACCAAGGUACUGCAACAUUUAAUUAAAUGACUAGUUAAACUACAUAUAGUUCACUAUUCCCCAACACUGUAACUAUAGUGUACAGUGAUUAUGUGGCGUCACUAGUGUUUGCUAUAGAGUGUAAACUGAAGUUUCAUACUGUAGAGGGACACACGAGACAGUGUUGUUUUUAAAACAAUGGUUCAAGCCCACUUGAAUGAUGUGUAAACACAUUUUGUGAUUUCAGURACUGUUUCAAAAUGAUGUUGUUUUCUUAUGAAUAACCGGAAGGAAUGGAUGUAGUCUAUGUGCAGCUAUGAUACAAUGAUAUUGGGUGUCUAUAUAAUUAUGACAUUUGUAUUCAUGUAUAAUUGUAGCUAAUAAUCACUCGCUAAAAACUACAACCCUCAUCCUAAACAUAAAAGCAAACUUUCAAUCACUGAGAAGAGUUAGGUUAUAUUAGCUUCCUGGCUUGUAAUUGCCCUUGGGCUUCCUGAAUCACAUGUCCUGUCUGCCAAGAGGCUCAGCAGCAGCCAUGUUGACAUCCACGAGCCUGAACGAUUGGACGAGCAGCGCUACGUGCAGAAAGACUUCCCUAACAAUAGCCAAUAGGGGGUGGAGAAUGUCCCUGACAGCCCAUGAGACGUUGACGAGACACCUGGCCGUGGGCUGGAGGGCGUGGCUAAACCGUGCCCCGAACAGAGGUGUGAUGAUCCACUACGACUUGUCCCACUAUCAACACCUGUGUGCACACAGGUAGAGACAGGUGAACUAAAUGCAACCAGAAUAUAGGUAAUGUAGACUUAAUAGAGUAUAUUUUUAAAUAACUGAAUUCUAGWUAUUAAUCUGAAUAUACCCAUGCACAUCAUUAUCCCUUGGAGAGCAACUUUACCUUGAUGACAUACUGUGUGAUGAAGCUGAGCAGCUCUAUGAUGAAGGCAGUAGCCAGGCUGAAGUGGAAGCUGAUGGUCUGGUAGAUUCCACRCCAACAGCUUAUUCCCCAUGCAGAGACAAAAUAAACUUCAACAAGAAGGUCAAUUUAAAUAUGGAUAAUGAGCAAAGUGUGGCAAGAAAGGUGUGCCACUACCUGUGCAGGGAAUGGUCACAGGCAUCGCCAUCCUCUGGGGUCAURCUCUCUGUGAUGGGGUAACAUGCACAGGUCUGUGAAACAAAAAUCUCUAAUACCUUAUUAAUAAUAAAUCAAUAAAUGUAAUACUCAGUGUGCACAACCAAACAAUGCCUGAGUCUACAUGGUUUGCAAGGGGCUGUGCGCUGCUGUGUGCUUGCUUACGCGUCCUCCAUGUGGUUGAUGGCUGUCCUCUCACCUGCUGCCUCUCUGUCUGUCCCCAGGAAUUGCAUGAACCCUGUCAUCCUCUCUAGACUCCUUAGAGAGGGGGAACACACAUCUCUCACACCACUCUGGACUGCUUUUGAUUGUGAUUCAUGUUCAGUUAUUAUGUCUGUAUGACAUGUAUAUACUGUAGUACUCUCUCUUAGAAGCACUGUUGCCUUUAGAGAUGUAUUAUCUAAGGAAGCUGCCUAUAUGUAAUGCCAAAAUAAACUGUACUGGUGCUGCAAAUACUGUGAAUCAUGAGUAGAGUAGGAGUGUUUGGUGCAAUAUAAUGAAAUGGAAGGGAGAUAAUACUGUGCAACUUCAUUCAUUUGAUCCCCAGUGUCCCUUUUAUAGAGGUUUAGGGGUGGAACAGACAUUAGCACUGCAAGACAUUAGACAUUAGUAUUGUAAGUACUCGCUGCUGUAUUGCCAUCUAGGGUCCUUCAUGGUGUCCAGUUUCAGGAGAAGAUGCUGGAGUUUGUCCUUUUUCAGAGAGAGAUCUAUCAGAGAAAAAUAAAAUACAUUAACUUUAGCUAAAUGCAAAGCAAACAUUAACUAGGCCUACAUUUGGAAGAUAGAUUCUGAAUAAUUUUGCAUCCUAGACAGUAAAAGGCCUAUUUCUUAGGGUCAUGCUCUGAUUACUACCACAUGCUGUGAAAAACAUGAUUYGGGUACAUUAGUAUCAACAAAUCCACCCAGUGCUUUUCCCCUUUGCCCUGUCAAAGACCUCUGACAUGGCGUUCCUUUGGGGCCCUGGGGUGGGAACCGGCCUGCUGUUUAAGACAGAUACUCAUGGCUGCUGGGGGGAUUGUUGGAAGUGGAGGGUCCGACAUCAUUAUCAUUCCCGUUGGUGCUACAGCCCUCUAUGAAAACAUACACAAAGAUUUUUACUCRAGUGAUGUUUUGUUUUGCCCCCAGGAAAGUCCUAGUCAGUGGUUUCUGAUUGAACUGGACACUCAGCCAAGAGAUACAAUCUAGUGUUUGGAAUAUAAGGAGUGUCUCACCAUGAUCAAUGGACCGGAAGUUAUCAUCGAUGACUUUAUAAUUCUCUGCCCUGUGGCUUUUGUUGUGAUUGGUGGAGGUGACAUUUACAGGUGUGCUUGGACCUAUACCUGAGAGAUGUMAAAUCUGCCCUGAGACAGAGGCAAUACCCAGAGGUAAUCACCUGCUUUUGACAG